AGUAGUGGACAUGGCUCGUAAGGCGCGCCAGAGGAUCAGCUAUGUGCUUCCUCUCACAAACUCAGCUGGAGGCCAUCGUCUCGGCGUCAACGGGCUCGCCGUAGACAGCGACAACUCGAUCCUGUACUCCGACCAGAUCACAGCCAUCGACGCGAAGCCUCCCNCGUCACCCGCCUCGACCCUGCACAACCAAGUCCAGGCGCAUACCCACUGGAUCAGUGACCUCGUCCUCGCUCAGUCCAACCAAGCCUUGGUAUCGGCCUCGUCAGACAUCAGUGUCAAAGUAUGGCGCCCCGCUGCUACCGACUCGAUGCCUCCCCAGACAAUUGGUCUGCACAGCGACUACGUCAAGGUGCUGGCAUCUCCUUCUCCUGACGCGUCGUGGGUUGCCAGUGGAGGCCUCGACCGUCGCAUCCGCCUCUGGGACUUGAACGGCGCAGGCCAAACACUCAGCAUCGACGUUAGCGAGGACGAGAGUCUGACGGGCUUGAGCAAAGAGAAGGCGAGCGUCUACGCUCUGAAGGCUACACAUUCGAUCCUCGCCAGUGGAGGCCCAGACAGCAACGUGCGUAUCUGGGACCCGCGCUCGGGCAAGCGCAUCACGAAGUUCGUCGGUCACACAGACAUUGUACGCGACAUCUUGAUCAGUCAAGAUGGCACGACUGUCAUGUCUGCCUGUUCGGACCAGACGGUCAAGGUGUGGAGCGUUACUGCUGGUCGCUGCACAAACACUCUGACCAUGCACGAUGCCAGUGUCUGGUCUCUAUGGUCCGACCACCCAGAUCUCUCCGUCUUCUACUCGUCUGAUAAGAGCGGUAUGGUAGCAAAGACCGACACCAGAGGCUGCGGCGAAGAGUUGGAAGAGGGCUUGAGUGUUGCCGUUUGUCAGGAAGGCACUGCUGUACACAAGCUCGCUGUUGCUGGUGACUACAUCUGGACUGCCACUCCUCGUCCUACCAUCAACAGAUGGGCCGAUGUCAACAUCGAUGGUGCCGAGAUUGAUCUGCCUGACGCUUACAAGCAGCAGCGCUUCAGCUUAGCCACCUCCCGCUCAAGAAUCCCCAGUCCGCCCGUCAACUCGUCCUCUGACCGACUCGCCUCACCGCCGCAACCCCUCUCUCCUACCUCGCCUCCGCCGUCCGGCAAGCGCCUACCUUUGAAGCACGUACUCAGGCUGAGCAAUGCCGCCUACUUCCCUAGACCCGUCCCACGAGAGAAUGCCACAGACGGCGAGAGUGACCAAGUCGAGCACACACACCCCUUGAGGCACACACCGGACUUUGCCAUCGAAGGGCAGAACGGUUUGGUCAAACACAUUAUGCUCAACGAUCGCAAGCGUGUCCUGACCCAAGAUACUGCUGGUGAAGUUUUGCUGUGGGAUCUGCUCAAGUGUGUACCCAUCAAGUCAUUCGGCAAGAAACAUUUGGAGGAUGUCCAGCCUGAGGUCAGCACAGUUGAGACGGUGCCUAACUGGUGCUCUGUCGACACUCGAACUGGAACUUUGGCCAUCACCCUGGAAGAGCACACAGCAUUUGAUGCCGAGAUGUACGCAGACGAGCUGGACAUUGACCAAAACAUCGACUUCAAGGAGGAUCAACGCAUCAACCUUGGCAAGUGGAUCCUUCGUUAUCUGUUUGCUAACUUGAUCAGCGAGGAGAUCUCCAGAGACUCGCAAUAUCGAAGACACCUUCUGGAGCAAGCACAGAAGCAAAAGCUGGAGCGUGAAAAUGCUCCUACCAGUAUUCAGAUGCCUCCUGGCAUGUCGGAUGGCUGGAAGAUCGAUCCCUCAGCUCCUCUGUCGACCAACACAUUGAGGCCGACUAACACCAACACCAUUGGCUUCGCGACUCCUGGCUUGUCCAUUGCAGACACAGCAUCAUCUUACGUUGGAUCUCCAAUCUUGACAAGAGAUGGCUUCAUUACUGAAGAGGACGAACGCGCACAAGACAGAUCUUCAACAGGCGGCGACUACUUCUCCAGCAACUCGAUCACGACAAACCCUACAAACGCAAACGGCGAGACUAAGCUGGUACCUCAAACCCCCACAGAAGCUGUUACCACGCCAGCCCCAGAGGACUCCACGACCGAAACAAAUGAUACACCUUCGAAAUUCGGCAAGCGUCUUCGCAUGAACAUGUCUUUCAACAUGAAAAAGUUGGGCAAAGCCCCUACGAAUGACAAGGAUAAGCCCGCAAUCGUUGAAGAGACCAAGGAAGAGGCCGAGGCAGACACACAGAGCCCAUCUGACAACAGCAACUCUCGUGUCGUUGACGAGAACUUCCUCGGUUGCAUUCAAAAGAUUCGUUUCGCCUAUGAGGACCACCUGCAGGCACAGAGCCAACGAGCUGCUGCUGUAGAUGCUGCAGGCGGUGCACUGGGACAGUCAAAAGAGCUCGAAUUGCCCACUUCCAUCGUACCGUCAUUGCCUUCUGAAACGCCAGUGUUGAAGCCGCCCCCAAACACAACCAUUCUGAUUCAAGAAGAACGACCAGAAGCUGGUGGUGUAGCGGAUCUCUUCGAGGGCAAGGUUGGCAGCACGGCCGAGAUGGCGGACUUGAUCGAGAAGGUUGCGCCAAUGUGGCUUGGUGAUGCCCUAUUGCGAAACCAGAUCCCGCUCAAGGAUCUCGUCAAGAUCAGUUUCGUGCUCGAACCAUGGCAGAACGUAUUGCCUAGUAUUGCUGCAGACGGGUAUGAUAUCUUUGCAUCCUUCUCACUUACAAACAAACAC
Messenger RNA from Aureobasidium uvarum, 2728 nucleotides. NCBI's taxonomy places the organism in Eukaryota, Fungi, Ascomycota, Dothideomycetes, Dothideales, Saccotheciaceae. The record is from the annotation of a GenBank genome assembly.